Ctenopharyngodon idella (grass carp) is the source of this 2413-nucleotide messenger RNA. Its product is annotated as interferon-induced protein 44-like. The transcript has 9 exons. Bases 596 to 1924 code for a protein of 442 amino acids. Lineage: Eukaryota; Metazoa; Chordata; Actinopteri; Cypriniformes; Xenocyprididae. The record is from RefSeq and is a predicted model, not a curated record. Gene Ontology annotation, molecular function: GTP binding.
UGUUCGCGCUCAGACGCACAGUGUAUGGGAACGGAGAAGCAGAGGAAUGAGAGAGUAGGCCUUUUGAUGUCUGUGUAUACUAAUAUUGCCUCACGCUACUCUGUUUAAGGAAUAAAUCCAUCUGCAUCCAUCAUCCCAUUUGUGGUGUGGUUGUGUUUCUGUGGUGUCUGGAGGUUACCACUUGAAGUCUGCUACAUCAACGUAAUAAUCAAUGUAUAUUAUGCGUCAAUAUUUACCGAUAAUUGCUGCAAAUAUAGCUGCUGCUCUCUGUCCUGCUUAAAACAAUUCAAACUGGUUGACAAGCGCGGAUUUGUUUGGAACUAUUGAGACCUACUUGAACCACGUGACAGCGUGGCUGCGAGAUCAGAGUUUUGCAGCUCUUAUAUUUUCCGGCUCUGGGACAGACUAGACUAGAUCUACUUGUAACAUUCUUCUGGCUUCAGGAAGUAUCCUACAUUUAAAUGUUAACUGCACAACGAAACCUUGAAAAAGUGGCAAUUCCAUGACUUUGUUUUAAAAGGAGAAGGCAAAAGGUUCAGAAAGAGGCCAAAUUCAUCAAGUUAAUAUCAGAUCUAAAAAAAGAUUUAGGGAAGACAUGGCUCCCAUCGCUUCUGAUUUAACAGAGAAGAAGAGAAAGCAAAUCUGUGCCUUGCUGGGGAAUGUGGAACUGACUCUUCUCUACAAAGCUUCAGUCCAUGGAUAUAACGCUUCUGCCUUCCACCAGCGAUGUGACCAUCAGGGCCCCACUUUACUUGUGGCCUACAACAGUUUAGGCUACAUCUUUGGUGGAUACACUAGUGUGGAUUAUGCUCAAAGUGACAAGAACAUUUUUGAUAAAGAAGCUUUUCUGUUUAAUGUUCGAGGUUUAACCCCUGUUCAAAUUAAAGUUAACGGAUAUAUUGCACGUCUUGAUGACGCUGGAGGACCUAACUUUUGCCAACAGUUGUACUUUUGCUACAACAACCAACCAGUUGUACAUUACAAGCCACAACCAGGGAAUUGGGGUCAGACAUUCAAUACUGAAAAGUUGUAUGGGAAUAACACUGAGCUGACUGAAUGUGAGGUGUACAAAGUCAACCAGAGCCUUCAGGUCAGUUUCAAAGAGAAGCCAUGGAGGAAUAUUCUUUGGACAGCUAAACGAAGAGAAGAGCUCAUGGGAUUGAUCAGGAAUCAUAAACCCAUGAUGGCGUCCGUGAGUCGGGUCAGAAUCCUAAUGAUUGGUCCUGUAGGUGCUGGAAAAUCCAGUUUCUUCAACUCCAUCAACUCCAUCUUCAUGGGUCAUGUGACCAACAAAGCAGUAUCAGGAUCUGCAGGCACUAGUGUCACCACAAAGUUUCGCACAUACCUACUGAAGGAUGGUCGUGAGAGAAAGCCAUUGCCAUUUGUGUUGUGUGACACCAUGGGACUUGAGGAGCAAUCAGGUGCAGGGCUGGACAUCGAGGACAUCAGCAGCAUCGUUCAAGGUCACGUACCGGACCGCUAUAAAUUCAACCCCAAAGCACCGUUUAAACCGGAUGAGAUCUCCAAACCUGCAUCUUUAAAGGAGAGGAUCCACUGUGUGGCGUACGUAAUAGACGCCACAAAAAUCUCCCUCAUGUCCGACAAACUAGAAGAAAAACUCAGUUCUGUACGUAGUCAAUUGAACUCACUGGAGAUUCCUCAGAUGGUCUUGAUGACAAAUGUAGAUGAAACAUGUCCUCAUGUGAAAGAUGACCUUGAAAAUAUUUAUGCAAGUUCCUAUAUCAAAAUGAAGGUGCAAGAGGUGAGCUCUCGGUUGGGUGUCCCGGUGUCUUGUGUGUUACCGGUGAAGAACUACAGCCAGGAGCUGGAGCUGGAGCUCAAAUGUGAUAUUCUGCUUCUCUCCGCUCUACAGCAGAUGCUUCGUUUGGCAGACGACUAUCUGGAUGAUGUUGAUACCAUUUAGGCCAUAUAAAGUGCUGCAUAUGGGGUUUAUACUUCUUGAUCAGCACAAGGAUUCAUCUUAAGUCAGAAGAUUAUUCUCUUCUGUUUGUCCAUUCUAGAUGCUUCAUAAUCAUACAUAAUAUUACUUUAAGAAAAUGAUGGCAAAUGCAAACAAAGUUCAUAUAUCACUUACGCUGCUCAUUACAUUAUAAUCACUGUUGCGUUUUGUAGGUGCGAUAUUGCUGUGCCACGAUCAGGUUUAUACUAAUACUAGAAUGAUGUGUUAGGACUACAAUUCAAGAUGCUAAAUUCUGUAGCCUAAUAAAAAAGUGCUUCUUUUGAUAAACUUAAUCUUUUUGAUUCUGUGCUUUAAGCUUGAAGGUUUCUUUCAGGACUGUGCAAGAUUAAAAUAAACAACAAUUAAUUAUACACAUAGAGCCUACAACUAAACAAUUACUUUUAUUAAUGUAAUGAAAAUAUACUUAUUUAAUAAAGGCCCUGAACAGACCAA